This is a messenger RNA of Moneuplotes crassus, 2100 nucleotides long. The record is from the annotation of a GenBank genome assembly. NCBI's taxonomy places the organism in Eukaryota, Ciliophora, Spirotrichea, Euplotida, Euplotidae.
AUGAAUCGGGUCUCCAAAAUUCGGUCAAAGUGAACAAAAAGACAAGCUCUAUGGAGUUUCUUCAAACAAAUAUGUCAGGAUAAUUCACAUGUCAUCCAGAAAAUAUUUAGUCUUUCUGAUUUCAAAGCUCUGGCUUUCAUUCUCAAAUUUAGCAGCGAAGUUGAGAUUCAAGAGUUGGAUUUUUAUAAUAAACUAAUCAAACAACUGAAUGCAGAAUUUGACAUUUAUGGAGCACAAAUGCUCAGCAACAUCCUUUCAGUAAAUUCAGGAUCGUUUAGUUCACAUAACGAAGCUGUGCAGUUUUUGAAAAGAAAUCCUGGCUUGUUAGCUCACAACAAAGAAAUGUUUACCUGUUUAUAUGAUACUUUCUACAAAUUCAGGUUUAUGUUUACUCAAGGCCAGCUUGAAUACAUAAACUCGGCAUUCACUGAGAUCCCAAAGAUAUCGUCUAAACACACAGACGAAGAGUUCAAUGAGCUCAAGCUGAAGUUCAUGAAAGAUUUGUUCAAAGAAUGUAAAAACAGAGAAAUCAGGAACACCACAAAUGCUCAACUCGGCAUAAAUCUGCCUCAAAAUUACAAGCAAGUUCUAAUCUUAAACUCUAGAAUUGAUUAUGACUUCCAAAACAAAUUAGUCAUGAUCAAAGAUGAAACUGCCAAUAGGACAGUCAUCAUCAACAGUUCUCUGAAUUUCAUAGAAGAAAACAUCAACUUUGGCAAGAAGCUGAUUGAUGUAUUCAAUCCAGAAGUUUUGUUUUGUGAGCUUGCUCCGAAGACCACUCAAAUCAACCAAGACGACAUUAAGAACACAACUGCUGAGCAAGCUAUUCCAAUGGAUGACCUCGACUCUCUGUUUGAGGCUCCUGCUCAGAACAAAGAUUCAAACAUUCAGUCCAGCCAAGCGUUGGAUUGAGUGUCUUCGAAUCUCAAAGGAGGCAGAAACUUCAAAACAACUCAUUCGAUGCAAGGAGAUGAACUACAAGACUAUUUCAACACAAAAGUUGUUGACUCAAUGUCUGAGGUUAAUCUCGAACAAUCAAUGGUAAACCUCAAAGUUGGAGACCACCAAUACCCUCUUGACAUGCAAACUUACAUUUAUUAUUUCACCAAAAAGUUCAACGGAGAAGUUGUGUUUGCAGACCUUCAUGAAGAUGAAGCUGCACAUCACUUUAUCACUUCAACUUCAGAGAGCAAAAGACACAGCAUCAAAGAGUUUGUUAAAUGGAUGAGCACUUUGUCAAUAUCUUCAUGGCACCUUAGCAUCAAGAACUACGGAUGAGCACAAUGCAGCUCUUUCUUAGACAAGCAGAAUAUAGAACAAGAGCCUCUUCCGAUCGCAGCAUUUGUGAGUCAGAAAUGAAUCAGCAGUGAACUCCGAGAGAAACUGAUGGCAUUUCAAAUUUACACACAUAUGAUUGAUCCAAAAUACAACAAGAAAUACAAAGAAGACCAAAUCAACUUCAUUGCUUUUGUCAGAACCAUGAACUAUCUCAAGGUUGCAAAAUACACUUGAGAUUUCCUGAGAGAUGCCGGUCUUGCAAAGAAAUUUGAAGCAGAGUUCAUGAAGAGUUACAGAAAUGAGAACUCAUCGUCUCAGUUUUGGAACGACCUCACCGUAUCUGAUACCAAGAAUAGGCAAGAACUGAUCAAGAAAUGGAGUUUAUAUCAUUCUUUGCUUGUGGUGCCACAACACAACACUCCGUAUUUCAAAAUGACUGAAUCGGAUAAGCUUCUUACUGAAGCUUAUAUUCUAAAAUCAUUUCAAAAGCAGACGCUGACAUCACAUGUGCCCUCGGUCAGAGAUAUCCCCAUGGAUGUUGAGAAUGAAGACUUCGAGCCUUCGUAUGUUCCCCAAAUGAGGAUUCACUCUCACCCUCAGAAUGAUUACGAGUGGUCUCAAAACCAGUUCUUGCAACAGAAAUACUUGGAAGAUGGAGGAGUCGCCACUUGUGGUCCUUUGAAUUAUAUCCAGCAGAUCAUCAACACACAAGACUCUAAAGAGAAAGCUUUGAGAGACUCUGGCUACACCAUUGCUGCUAUUGAUAGAGCAAAGGAUGAGUUUGACCCAAAUAUCAUUGAUUGUGAGUCAGAUGGUGAAUAG